UAUAUUUUGAUUUUUAUCAUUCAUUAAAGAUUUAUCAUGGCAAAAACUGUUGUUAUAAUUGGAGGUGGUGUUACUGGCACUUCAUGUGCAGAACAUGUUUCUAUGUAUUCUCCUGAUGCUAAUAUUGUUCUUUUGGCAGCUACAGAUUUAGUUAAAACAGCAGUAUCAUUAAGGAAACUUACUAAAACAACAGAUGAGUUGGUGCUGAAGGAGCUUCCUAAAUUGAUGUUUGAAUCACCAUUGUUAAAUGUUACUGUUAAAACUGGUGUUGUGGAUUCAAUAAAUGCUGAAGUUCAGGAAAUUACCCUUAAUGAUGGUAUUAAGCUACAUUAUGAUAAGCUGUGUAUUUGUACAGGUGGCUCUCCAAAUGUAAGUUAUGAACUCAUGAGUCAUCCAUAUGUUGUGUUGGUACGAGAUACUGAUACUGUAAAAUUAUUUGAGCAAAGAUUAUCCAAUGCUAAAAAAAUUGUUGUUGUUGGAAAUGGUGGAAUUGCAUUAGAACUAGUGUUUGAAGUUGUCAAAUGUAAGAUUGUUUGGUGUGUAAAGCAUGACCAUAUAGGCACAAAUUUUUUUGACAAAGGUGCUUCUGAAUUUCUUUUACCCAUUCUAGAACAAAACUAUGCUGACAAAGAAUGCCCUGUGAGAAAGGCUGAUACUCUAAUAUCUAAAGAAAAAAGAUAUUUUGUGGAAAGAUAUAAACUUGCAGAUUCACAUACUAUAACAGGAAGUGCAUUAGGUCCAGAUUGGUGUCUUAAUAAAAAUCUAUGUGGUAAUUUGACAUCUGAGAAAAGAAAUGUUCAAAUCAAGUAUAAUUGUCAAGUAGCUGAAAUUUUACCAAGCACCUUUAAUAUAUUAAAUUCCAAAAAAAAAAAUGUCUACGUAAAACUUUCAAAUGGAGAAAUAAUAGGUUGCGAUUUUAUUGUUUAUGCAACUGGCGUUAAACCUAAUGUUCCAAAGAUACACACUAAGGUUCAUCAAAUAAAAUGUUCACCUGAAGGUCAUUUACUUGUUGAUGCUAAUAUGAGAACAAGUAUUCCAAACAUUUAUGCUGGUGGCGAUUGUUGUCAAGCAUCUUGGGAUCAAUCUAAUUAUUGGUUCCAAAUGAACCUUUGGACUCAAGCAUGGCAGUUUGGAGCAUUUGCUGGAAAGUGCAUUGCUAAUCACCUUAAAUUUGACCUAGAUUUGCCUUUAGACUUUUGUUUUGAACUGUUUACACAUGCAACAAAGUUUUUUGGAUAUAAAGUUAUAUUACUAGGCUGUUAUAAUGCACAAAAAAUUGAUAAAACUUCUUGUGAACUUCUUGUAAGGUGCACACCUGGAAUAGAAUAUGUAAAACUUGUUAUGUUAAAUGGGCGUGUUCAGGGUGCAACUCUUAUUGGCGAAACUGGUUUAGAAGAAACCUUAGAAAAUCUUAUCAUCAAUGAAAUUGAUGUGGGGUUUAUGGGAACUUCUUUACUGGAUCCAGAUAUUGAUAUAGAAGAUUUUUUUGAUUAAAUUUUUGUGAACACAUUUCAAAUAUUUAUAAUCAGAAUAUAAAAAAAUUUUGUUGUUUGCA
Molecule: messenger RNA, 1555 nt
Organism: Hydra vulgaris (swiftwater hydra)
Lineage: Eukaryota; Metazoa; Cnidaria; Hydrozoa; Anthoathecata; Hydridae
Product: pyridine nucleotide-disulfide oxidoreductase domain-containing protein 1
Molecular function (GO): oxidoreductase activity
Source: RefSeq, a predicted model, not a curated record